Messenger RNA from Microthlaspi erraticum, 945 nucleotides. Lineage: Eukaryota; Viridiplantae; Streptophyta; Magnoliopsida; Brassicales; Brassicaceae. The record is from the annotation of a GenBank genome assembly.
AUGGAUAUCCAAUUCGAAUCAGCCAUCUUGGAGCGAGCUGACGAACUGCUUGAGGAAGUGAUACUCUCAUGGACUCUUAAUCUACUAAGAGAAUGUGAGACUGAAGCUAAGAAUUUGUGCCCGACGCUCAUAAAAACUCUAGAGUACGACGUCUUCUCAGGAACUAGAGCUGCUGCUUCCAAGUCUCUGGAUAUUGACUCUGUCGACAAAGACAAUGACCUUGCUGCUGUGGAGUAUGUUGAGGACAUGUACACGUUCUACAAAGAAGUUGAGAAUGAGAGCAAGCCUGUAAUGUAUAUGCCAACACAGACUGAGAUUAACGAGAAGAUGAGAUCAAUUCUUGUCGACUGGCUUGUUGAGGUUCACAUCAAGUUUGAUCUGUCCCCUGAGACUCUCUACCUAACAAUCAACCUGAUUGAUCGUUUCCUGUCUCUGAAAACUGUACCAAGAAGAGAGCUCCAGCUUCUAGGUGUUAGCGCUUUGCUCAUAGCUUCGAAAUACGAAGAGAUAUGGCCUCCUCAGGUCAACGAUUUGGUGUAUGUGACGGAUAACUCCUACAGCAACAAGCAGAUACUAGUGAUGGAGAAAACCAUUUUGGGAAGUCUUGAAUGGUACUUGACAGUUCCAACGCAGUACGUGUUCCUUGUGAGAUUCACUAAAGCUGCGAUUUCUGAUCCGGAAGUGGAGAACAUGGUUCACUACCUAGCUGAAUUGGGUUUGAUGAACUACGAGACUUUGAAGUUUCCUCCUUCUCUGCUCGCUGCUUCAGCUGUCUACGCAGCAAGGUGCUUCCUAAACAAGAGACCUGCUUGGAAUGAUACUCUGAAAUUCCACACUGGCUACGCUGCAUUUGAGAUCCUGCAAUGCGCAAAGCGUUUAGCUUUGAUUCACUCGAGAGUUGGGGAGGGAAAGCUACGAGCUGUGUUCAAGAAGUAUUCGAAGUAA